UUGCUCUGGGGUUUAUUUUGAGUGAAGCAAUGCAAGCGGUCACUGAGGAAAUGCAGCAGAACAGAGUCAUGAUGAUUUUGUCUAUAAAGGUGGAUGUAUUGAUGCGCAGAGAGUGACAGAUGCCAUGUCUUAUCUCAGGUGCACAGAAGCGGCGCUUUUACUCUUCACAUUUGUGCAACUCACUGCAGCCUUAAAGUGUGUAUGUCCCUUGUGUGUAAACCACACCUGUGAGACAGAGGCAGAAGGAGCAUGUUGGAACUCAGUAAUGCUCAUAAAUGGAAAGGAGGAGGUUGUGAAGUCUUGCCUGUCCCCAUCAGAGCUCAAGGGUCAGGUGUUCUGCUACAGCUCUCGAUACGUCUCCAAACGCAACUGCUGCUUUACAGACUUCUGCAACAAUGAGACGCUACACCUCAAUCCAGAGCCACCGCCUGAGGGGUCUGGGUGGAGUCAUCUGGAACUAGCAGCCGUAAUUCUUGUGCCAUCGUGCCUGGUGUGUGUAGGUGUCAUUCUGGGAAAGUGUGCCAUACAAAACCUGCGGUGCAACCACAUAAAAGCCCACAAACAGGAUCCAGAGGAACCCCUGGAUGACCAGACUCUGGUGUCACCUGACAAAUGCCUAAAAGAGCUUAUUUAUGACAUGAGCUCCUUUGGCUCGGGAUCAGGACUGCCACUACUGGUCCAGAGAACGAUUGCUAGAACUAUUGUCCUGCAGGAGAGUAUUGGAAAGGGGCGCUUUGGGGAAGUGUGGAGGGGCAAAUGGAGGGGGGAGGACGUCGCUGUGAAGAUCUUCUCCACACGAGAUGAGCGUUCCUGGUUUCGUGAGGCUGAGAUUUAUCAGACCAUUAUGCUACGUCAUGAGAAUAUUUUGGGUUUUAUCGCUGCUGAUAACAAAGAUAAUGGCUCAUGGACACAGCUGUGGCUGGUGUCUGAGUAUCAUGAGCACGGGUCUCUUUUUGAUUACCUGAACAGAUACACAGUAUCAGUGGAGGGGAUGAUAGUUCUGGCACUGUCCAUUGCCAGUGGCAUUGCCCACCUGCACAUGGAGAUUAUUGGCACUCAAGGGAAGCCUGCCAUUGCCCACAGAGACAUAAAGUCAAAGAACAUUCUGGUAAAGAAGAAUGGAACUGCUGUGAUUGCUGAUCUUGGUUUGGCUGUCAAACACGACUCCAACACCAACACUGUUGACAUCCCCAUUAACCACAGAGUGGGCACCAAGAGGUAUAUGGCUCCCGAGAUCCUGGAUGAUUCCAUAAACACGAGCAGUUUUGAGUCAUUUAAGCGUGCUGAUAUCUAUUCACUUGGCCUGGUGUUCUGGGAACUUGCUCGCAGAUGUUCUGUCCAAGGGAUUUAUGAAGAUUUCCAGUUGCCUUAUUAUGACCAGGUGCAAUCAGACCCAUCAGUGGAUGAUAUGAGGAAGGUGGUGUGUGAACAGAAACUACGACCCAACAUUCCCAACCAGUGGCAGAGCUGUGAGGCACUGAGGGUUAUGGGUAAGAUCAUGCGGGAGUGCUGGUACGCCAGUCCAGCUGCUCGGCUGACAGCACUACGUGUCAAGAAGACUGUACCUCAGGUAACUGUGGUCAAGGACAUUAAAGAGUAAGCCAGUGGCCUGGUGCCCCUCUUAUCUCUGUCUGUCAGUGUUAUUGUGACAUUUCAGAUGCUCAGUUGAGAUGCCAAAGAUUCCAGGAGCUUAAGAGGGAAAUGUUAUCGUGUGCUGUCUAAGCAUUAGGAGAAUUAACGAAAGAGAGUAUAUUUUGUUUCUUAGUCAAUAGAUGGUGAUAGAGUACUAAUACUGUAUACUGCUACCUCAUCUGAUCCUGUAAGUGUCAAAUGCUUGGAGUUGCACUUGUUAUGCUUUGUGCCAUUAAUGUUUUGCUUGGUGUUACUUAAAAAAACACAGUGUUAAAAAUAUAAGUUGAAAUGUCUAUACACACACAGACCAACAAACAGGACCAACAUUUUUUUAAGACCAUGUUUUGAUGUCAGACCGUGUAAUUUGGUCUG
Messenger RNA from Carassius carassius (crucian carp), 2004 nucleotides. Its product is annotated as TGF-beta receptor type-1. Bases 125 to 1600 code for a protein of 491 amino acids. Gene Ontology annotation, molecular function: ATP binding; activin receptor activity, type I. Gene Ontology annotation, cellular component: activin receptor complex; plasma membrane. The record is from RefSeq and is a predicted model, not a curated record. Lineage: Eukaryota; Metazoa; Chordata; Actinopteri; Cypriniformes; Cyprinidae. The transcript is spliced from 9 exons. Gene Ontology annotation, biological process: cellular response to growth factor stimulus; activin receptor signaling pathway; nervous system development.